Molecule: messenger RNA, 1730 nt
Organism: Branchiostoma belcheri (Belcher's lancelet)
Lineage: Eukaryota; Metazoa; Chordata; Leptocardii; Amphioxiformes; Branchiostomatidae
Product: nucleolin-like
Exons: 10
Coding region: 338-1507 (389 amino acids)
Molecular function (GO): protein binding
Source: RefSeq, a predicted model, not a curated record
UACGUCGCUAGCUUUCUCUAGCCGACCACGUGACCAAACAGGAAACUUCAAAUUUUAUGCAGGUUUCUAUGGUGAUUUUUGGCGUCCCGUUUCCACCGGUUUCUUGAAUAAGCAGCGAUUUUUCUCUCUGUUUGGCUUACGUGUGCAUAAAACACAUCCCUAUCUAUUCUACUGUCUGGACAGAACGUAGUCAUUGCUUCAUUCCAAAGCAGAAAUCUUUCGUGCGUCGGAGCGGAGUUCCAAAGCUGCCCCCCUCCCCACCCGAACAAGUGUUACUACAUGUAAUUGAGUGAACAGGAAGAAAGACACAGCUACUUGUAGAUAAAGUACCGAAGAAAUGGCUUCGGGAGUCCGAGCCCGGACCCCCGGCACCAUGACAGUUCUGGAUCCCGGUAGGUCAGCGUCACCAGACUCGGCAAGACCCCCUUCAUCUGGCAGGAGAUCCAUCACAAAGAGUUUUAGUCUAGAGAUGAGGAGAAACAGUCUGGAGGUCCUGAAGUCAUCAGGCAGAGAGGAGGGGGAGAGGAGAACCAACAGUGCUGGAUCAUCAGGGAGACGAUCUGCGCUUGAAGUGUUGGACAGUCCAGGUGAGACCAGUCCAGGUGAGACCAGACCAGGUGAACCCAGACAAGGUAGCGGCGGCAGGAGACCGUACACACCUAACAAACAGGUGUCCUUACAGGUGGCCAGGAAGAACCCAGAAAUCAAUGGUGUUCUGCUACCCACUCCAAAGAGAGAAUCUUCUCCAACACUGCCCAACAGAACACAAGAGACAGUCCAUCCUGUACAUACAGAUACUUGUGCCUCUGGUGGGAUAGAAGGAGAGAUUGAUCCAAUGGAUGGAGAGGAGGAAGAAAUGAGGCAGAGGGUGGAGAGGUUGGAGUUGGAAGAAGGGAGGAGGAGAGAAUGCAGAGAUACAUCUCAAGGAAAAUCAAAUAGAGAUGUCCCUAUACAGCAGAGUGCAGAUCCUUCCCAGAAUGCCCCAGGUGAGACAGGAGUUCCCCAGGCUCCGCCCACUGGACCAGAGGAGGAGGAGGAAGAAGAGGGGAGUGAUGACAGUGAUGAUGAUGAUGAUGACGAUGAUGAUGAUGAAAGUGAUGAGGAAAUCAAGGCACCAUUCGAGCUGUUAGGAGAGUUCCUGGAGUCAGUCAUGAAGGAAGAGUAUGAAACAGCACAGAAAUUAUGCCAGAUGAUUCUCAUCUAUGAACCAGAAAACCCAGAAGCUCUUCAGUUCAAACCCUUGAUAGAGGAAAGACUGCAACAAGAGGCUGAAGCUGAAGAGGAGAGCAGCAGUAGUGAAGGAUCGACUGAUGAUGAUGAAGAUGAUGACGAUGAUGAUGAAGAUGACAGUACAUCAGAGACAUCAUCAUCGUCAGAAGAAGAAGAGGAUGAAGAUGAAAAUAAAAAUGCAGAGAAGAGCAACGAAUCUGGUACAGAAAAGAAAGUAGACAACAGCCAGGCCACAGCAUCAACCAGCAAAUAUCCCCCUACAUUUCUCACCAAUUAGUAUAAAUAUACAUGUAGAAAGCCACUGUAACAGUUGUAAUUCUAUUGUUCAAGUUGUACAGAUGUACAUUUGAAAAUGUGUCAAGUUCCAAGCACUACAUUGUAUUUUGCAGUGUCGUCUGUUACACGUUUGAAGUGUACAAAAAUCCAGUUAAAUGAGUUCUUGUGGUGUACAGUCAUUGUUUUGUCUAUGCUCUGAAAUAAAUGCGUGUACAACAUUGAAA